UGCUGGCCUCCAAUUCAAUCACUAACCAACAAACCCAUAAGAAACUUCACUACAAACCACAAAUCAUAUAUAUAUAUAUAUAUAUAUACACACUCACAUGUCCUAGACUUGUUACAUUGUCUUCGCUAUAAACUCUCUGAUGAACUGCUUGGUGUUGCCGGUGUCAAUAUUGAGAAGGCGGUACUCCGGGUCACGGCUAGGCUACCGGCCGCUAACGGAAGAGUCGGAAGAUCCGGUGACCGUGGUGGUUGGGAAGGAGAAGAGAGAGUUCUUGGUGGACCCUUUCGUCUUAGAAGAAAGCCCUUUUCGGGUUUUGAUCGAUUUGGCGAAGAAUGAAGAGAAGGGAAGAAUGUUUGUGCAUGGAGUGAAAAGAAAGAUUUUUGUGGAUGUGGAUGCAAUUUUGUUUGAGCACAUGUUGUGGUUGUUGCACAAUGACUCUUCUUCAUUGUUUCAGCUCAAUCUCACAGAGAUCAUUGAUUUCUAUUCUCAGGAGAAUUGAGUGUUAACAAAGAAGAGAAAGGGGUCUAUAUAUAUUGGGAUCACUUUCGAAGGUGCGAGUGUAAAACUUGGUCAGGUGGUUUAAAAUUCUUAGCCCAAUGUACAAUAACCACAACUGAGCCCGAACUCAAUUUUUUUUGAGCUUGAUUUAAAUUUGGGUUAGACUUAAGUUGGUAGAUUGUGCAUGAAUUAGAUUCGAAGUUGUUAGGUUAGUCUAAGGUGAUGGUGAUGAUGUUGGUGAAAAUAAUGAUGAUGGGUCUCUUGUUGGUAGAGUAUGAAACUUGGAGAUAAUGAUAGAGAUAUUUAAGGGUAUUGUGCCCAUCUUCAACUGUU
This is a messenger RNA of Cornus florida, 831 nucleotides long. Its product is annotated as auxin-responsive protein SAUR76. NCBI's taxonomy places the organism in Eukaryota, Viridiplantae, Streptophyta, Magnoliopsida, Cornales, Cornaceae. Bases 140 to 499 code for a protein of 119 amino acids. The transcript has 2 exons. The record is from RefSeq and is a predicted model, not a curated record.